Homo sapiens (human) is the source of this 4261-nucleotide messenger RNA. It is a transcript of the gene SLC47A2, whose product is annotated as solute carrier family 47 member 2. Lineage: Eukaryota; Metazoa; Chordata; Mammalia; Primates; Hominidae. Gene Ontology annotation, biological process: proton transmembrane transport; xenobiotic detoxification by transmembrane export across the plasma membrane; transmembrane transport. The transcript is spliced from 14 exons. Bases 30 to 1196 code for a protein of 388 amino acids. Gene Ontology annotation, molecular function: antiporter activity; xenobiotic transmembrane transporter activity. Gene Ontology annotation, cellular component: apical plasma membrane; membrane; plasma membrane. The record is from RefSeq and is a predicted model, not a curated record.
GUGCAGGGUAGCCAGUGCCCCGGCCAGGAAUGGACAGCCUCCAGGACACAGUGGCCCUGGACCAUGGGGGCUGCUGCCCUGCCCUCAGCAGGCUGGUUCCCAGAGGCUUUGGGACUGAGAUGUGGACUCUCUUUGCCCUUUCUGGACCCCUGUUCCUGUUCCAGGUGCUGACUUUUAUGAUCUACAUCGUGAGCACUGUGUUCUGCGGGCACCUGGGCAAGGUGGAGCUGGCAUCGGUGACCCUCGCGGUGGCCUUUGUCAAUGUCUGCGGAGUUUCUGUAGGAGUUGGUUUGUCUUCGGCAUGUGACACCUUGAUGUCUCAGAGCUUCGGCAGCCCCAACAAGAAGCACGUGGGCGUGAUCCUGCAGCGGGGCGCGCUGGUCCUGCUCCUCUGCUGCCUCCCUUGCUGGGCGCUCUUCCUCAACACCCAGCACAUCCUGCUGCUCUUCCGGCAGGACCCGGACGUGUCCAGGUUGACCCAGGACUAUGUAAUGAUUUUCAUUCCAGGACUUCCGGUGAUUUUUCUUUACAAUCUGCUGGCAAAAUAUUUGCAAAAUCAGAAGAUCACCUGGCCCCAAGUCCUCAGUGGUGUGGUGGGCAACUGUGUCAACGGUGUGGCCAACUAUGCCCUGGUUUCUGUGCUGAACCUGGGGGUCAGGGGCUCCGCCUAUGCCAACAUCAUCUCCCAGUUUGCACAGACCGUCUUCCUCCUUCUCUACAUUGUGCUGAAGAAGCUGCACCUGGAGACGUGGGCAGGUUGGUCCAGCCAGUGCCUGCAGGACUGGGGCCCCUUCUUCUCCCUGGCUGUCCCCAGCAUGCUCAUGAUCUGUGUUGAGUGGUGGGCCUAUGAGAUCGGGAGCUUCCUCAUGGGGCUGCUCAGUGUGGUGGAUCUCUCUGCCCAGGCUGUCAUCUACGAGGUGGCCACUGUGACCUACAUGAUUCCCUUGGGGCUCAGCAUCGGGGUCUGUGUCCGAGUGGGGAUGGCUCUGGGGGCUGCGGAUACUGUGCAGGCCAAGCGCUCGGCCGUCUCGGGCGUGCUCAGCAUAGUUGGCAUUUCCCUGGUCCUGGGCACCCUGAUAAGCAUCCUGAAAAAUCAGCUGGGGCAUAUUUUUACCAAUGAUGAAGAUGUCAUUGCCCUGGUGAGCCAGGUCUUGCCGGUUUAUAGUGUCUUUCACGUGUUUGAGGCCAUCUGUUGACUUCCCUCUUCUUCUGCAAUUUACACGAGCUCAAAAGUGAAUGCAGAUUAGCAAAGAACUGAAAAAUUGCAGCAGUGUAAAGCCACAAAUCUUUUUCUUCCGGAUUCCUCAUGAGCUGGGACCAUGACAUUGACCUGUGCCCCAGGCUGGCCAGGAGCUGAAUGGCAACCAUAUCCUGUUGCCAGCACAGAGGGACAUUUCUACAAGGGAACGAGCCCACCCAGAACACAGAAGGAACUGGACUUUCUGCUCCUUUGAUCACUAAAGGACAGGUGUCAUUUAACACAGAUUUGAAUUAUGUAAUUUUUUUUUUUUUUUGAGACAGGGUCUCGCUUUGUCACCCAGGCUGGAGUGCAGCAGUGCGAUCAUGGCUCACUGCAGCCUCAACCUCCUGAGCUCAAGUGAUCCUCUCACCUCAGCCUCCUGAGUAGCUGGGACUACAGGUGCAUGCCACCACAUCCAGCUAAUUUUUAAAUUUUCGUAUUUUUUGUAGAGACAGGGUCACACUAUGAUAGGUGGAAUCCUCUCCUGGUGGGCCUUCCAACGUUGGCCUGAGUCACUAGCCUGGGCCAGAGGAAGGCUGGCAUGGUGGAGGCAUGGCUGGCCUCGGGAGCUGCCAGGUUUAUCUUCCAAGCCCUGGCUGGCCUUGAACUCCUGGGCUCAAGUGAUCCUCCCAUAUCAGCCUCCCAAAGUGCUGGGACAAUAGGCAUGAACUACUGUGCCCAGCUAUGAUUUUUUAAAAACACAAGAAAACAACAAAACCCAAAACACUAAACUCUUGCUUAAUAAGCAGAAUUUGAACUCAUAGCUCUCCUACUUUGCAUCUGGAGUUACGUGAAUUCUUCAGGAACACACCCCUUGCAUACAUUCCCAUAGCUCUGCAGAAGGAUAUGCCCUUACUUAGCAAUACUGGCGCAUUCCAGCCCUUUCCCUACCUGGGGAAAAAACACUUGCAUAAUAAUUACCAACUCAUUACAAAUCUACUGAAAGAAAUCAUAUUUAUGGAGGAUAUUUCCAAAGGCCUCUGUGUACUCCAUCCAGUUCGCUAACUAUUCUAGGAUUUAUUUUUGAAUAUAGCCGGGCAUUCAGAAAGCGACAAGCUCGGGCCACAUGUUCUUAGCCUCAGCAGAAAUUCCCUCUCUGGGCUGUGUUCUGGCAUCAUAUUUGUGGCCUUUAUCAAGGAACAUUAAAUGAAACUACUUUAUGGAGCCCAUUAUUGCUUUUGUCAUAGGAUACUAUUUUUUUUUUUUUUUUUUUUUGAGACAGAGUCUCAUUCUGUCGCCCAGGCUGGAGUGCAGUGGUGUGAUCUUGGUUCACUGCAACCUCCACCUCCUGGGUUCAAGUGAUUCUCAUGCCUCAGCCUCCCGAAUAGCUGGGAUUACAGGCAUGCACCCCCAUGCCUGGCUAAUUUUUGUAUUUUUAGUAGAGACAGGGUUUCACCAUGUUGGCCAGGCUAGUCUCAAACUCCUGACCUCAGGUGACCCACCCGCCUCGGCUUCCCAAAAUGCGCUGGGAUUACAGGUGUGAGCCACCGCACCUGGCCUGGAUACUGUUAAAAGACACUAUUCAUACUUUUUCUCUAGUGUCUGGGUGAGACCACACCUGAGAAAUCAUUCUUGAAAUUGAAAGCUAGGAAUAGCUUUGCUUUUUUUUUUUUUUUUUUGAGACAGGUCUCACUCUGUCACCCAGGCUGGAGUGCAGUGGUGCCAUCUCAGCUCACUGCAGCCUCGACCACCUGGGCCCAAGCAAUCCUCCUACCUCAGCCUCCUGAGUAGCUGGGACUACAGGUGUGCACUACCAUGCCUGGCUAAUUUUCUUUUUAAAGUUUUGUAGAGAUGGAAUCUUGCCAUGUUGUCCAGGCUAGUCUUGAGCUCCUGGGCUUAAGCAGUCCUCCUGCCUUGGCCCCCAAAGUGCUAGGAUUACAGGCAUAAGCCAUGGCACCUGGCCCAGCAUUUCUUAAGAAAUUAAGUAUGCCUCCCCUUCCAGGGGGCAGUAGUUCUCUAGUCACUUGGCUACCAAGAAACUCCGAGUCAGGUUUACAGAGAACAGUUACCAGGGCCUGAGGGCUUGUGUAUGUGCAGCCCAUCAUUUUUCCUCCUGGCUAGUCGGUUUUUUCUUAAUUUACAUUUUCCAUGAGCCUUAUUUUUAUAUUUUGUAAACUUUUAGUGAGUUAUAAUUUACAUAUGAUAAAAUUCAUAUAUAAGUAUACAACUCAGUGAUUUUAAAUGAAUUUGGAGUUAUGUAACCAUCACCACCAUCUAGUUUUCCAUCACCCCGCAGAAUUUCCUGGAGACUGUUUUGUAGUUAAUCCCUGCUCCCAUCUCCUGCCCUGGGCAAUCCACUGCAUUGCUUUCUGUCUGUAUGAACAAUUUCAUAUAAGUAGGGUCUUAUGAUAUGCAGUCCUGUGUCUGGCUGCUUCUCCUUAGCAUACUGUUUUUGAGGUUCAUCAAUGCUGCAGCAUGCGUCACUGCUUCAUUCCUUUUAUUACCGAGUAGUUCCAUUGUAUGGAAAUACUGCCUUUGUUUAUCCAUUCAUCAGUGGAUGGACAUUUGGGUUGUUUCUAGUUUUUGCUAUCAUCAAUAAUGCUGUUUAGAAUGUUCACGUGGAAGUCUUUGUGUGGAUUUGUUUUCAUUUCUUUUAGUAGAGUUCUGGGAGUUGAACUGUUAAGUCAAAUGAUAACUUUAUUUUUAGCUUUUUAAGAAACUGCCAGCCAGGUGCAGUAGAGCUCAUGCCAGCAUACCAGUGCUGGUAAUCCCAGCACUUUGGGAGGCUGAGGUGGGAGGAUCAUUUCAACCAAGGAGUUUGAGACCAGCCUGGGCAACAUAGGGAGACCCUAUCUCUACAAAAGUUUUUAAAAAUUAGCUGGGGGAGGGGGUCGGCGGGGAGGCGGGGUUGGCACACACCUAUAGUCUUCGCUACUUGGGAGGCUGAGGCAGGAGGAUUGCUUGAGCCCAACAGUCCAAGGCUAUAGUCAGCUAUGAUUAUACCACUGCACUCCAGCCUGGGCAACAGAGUGAGACCCCCAUCUCUAAAAAUAAAGUAAAAUAAAAAAUUUUAAAAAGUCA